AUGGGGUCACCAUCUACUCCAGAAGGGACGGAGAAGAAGCCAGUGGUGGAAGUGCAUGAGGAUGUUGAGCGAAACAACGAAUCUGGCACCCUGGAGAAGGAAGGGGGUGAUUCUGAGUCCGCCUCGAGCGCGGAGCAUGAUUUCUCAGAUAUGGAUGAAAAGAAAGUCCUUAGGAAAAUGGACACUCAUCUGAUUCCUGCGCUUGCGAUUCUUUACCUGCUAUCCUUCCUCGAUAGAGGGAACAUCGGAAAUGCGAAGAUUGAAGGGUUGGAUGUUGAUUUGGGCCUGAAAGCAGGCCAGUUUAACUGGUGUUUGACGGUGUUCUUCUUUACCUAUUCAACCUUUGAGGUUCCGUCUAACAUUUUGCUGAAAAGACUCCGCCCGUCGAUCUAUCUACCAUCUAUCAUGCUCGCUUGGGGAACAGUCAUGACCUUGAUGGGAAUUGUGAAAGAUUACAAAGGGCUUUUGAUCUCGCGAAUCUUCUUAGGCGUUGCUGAGGCUGGACUAUACCCUGGUGUUGCAUAUUACAUCACUAUGUGGUAUUGCCGACAUGAGGUCCAACUUAGACAAGCUCUAUUCUUCAGUGCUGCCAGUAUAGCUGGUGCUUUCUCCGGACUAUUAGCUUUUGCUAUUGCGAAAAUGCACGGAGUGGGAGGAUAUGAAGGAUGGCGAUGGAUCUUCAUCCUGGAGGGCCUUCUUACCGUCGUUGUGGCCGUUGGUGCCUUUUUCUUUCUCGAAGACUUUCCCGAAACUGCUUCAUUCUUGACCCAGAGGGAGCGGGAAUUCGUGAUUCAUCGUCUCAAGUUCCAAGGAUCUGGUACAUCCGGGAAGAAAAUCCCCCAGACCGAGGAAUUCAAAUGGAAGUACAUAAAGGAGGCAUUUACGGAUUGGCAAGUCUAUGCAUCGUUGUUCGUUUGCGUGGGAAUCAUCUGCCCACUCUAUGGCACCUCUUUGUUCCUGCCAAGUAUCAUCAAGGAUUUAGGAUACAAGACCUCAACGGCACAGCUGCUGACCGUCCCAAUCUAUGUUACGGCCGCUACCCUUGCAGUUAUAGUCGCCUGGUACUCUGAUCGAGCCGGCAAGCGCUCGCCCUUUGUCCUCGUAUUCAUGUCGUUUAUCGGCAUAGGGUUUAUCAUCUGUAUCUCUGCAGCUGGAAGAGGCCUCCCUGGCGUGGUUUACGCAGGUGUAUUCAUCGCCAUCUGCGGGAUUUAUCCUGCUUUCCCCGGCGCUGUAACAUGGUUGGCCAAUAACCUGGCUGGGAGCUACAAGCGUUCUGCAGGCAUGGCAUUCCAAAUUGGAGUAGGCAACAUGUCUGGAGCAAUGGCAUCCAACUUCUAUCGUGCCCAAGAUGCGCCGAAAUAUACUCUUGGUCACGCUCUCGAGCUGGGGUUCCUGGUUGCAGGUCUGAUAUCGGUCAUCUUCAUGCGCAUUACCUACAAGCGCAUCAACGCUAAGCGAGAACGUGAAGGAAACCAAGGACUGACUGACGAGGAACUGACCGAGCUGGGCGAUAAGGCGCCUUCGUUCCACGGCUUGACCAAUUUCAAGGGGCCGGCCAGCGGCUUUGAUAGGGGCAACUAUGGCGGACUAUGGCUGACUAUGGUGCGCUAUGGCUGCGGCUUAAAUAAUAGUAGGCGAGCAGGGGCAGGGGUACUUCUGCCGCCGGCCGAGGACACGCCAAGCGACAAGUACCUCGCCUGCAUGUGGAGGUACAGCGAGCCAUCCUCGGACAUCGUCGACCAUCGCAGCGCAUCGAGACACAUUCUUCGGUAUGCACAUCAUGGCCUCACGAUGGCGUUUGCAUGGCCCGGAGCGCCGUCUUUCUUCAUCUUUCUUCUCUCCAUCUUCCUUUUCUUCUUCCGCUUCUUCUUCGUCUGCUUCUUCGUCUGCUUCUUCCCCUUCUCCGCACGAUGGCUUGUCGGACUAAUGAUAACCCAGCAAACAUGGGACGUCGCCAUGCGGCGGAGGUUCAAUUUCAAGUUUACUAGUGCAAAACGUCCCUUUCAGUCUCCGCAUCCUCCGCCGCCUGUAGAGGAUGAAUCGAGAUACUACAACUUCAAUGAUACCCCGGUUCCCUUCCGUCCAGACUCCCCCCUGACGGAUAAACAGGAAAUCGACCCUACGACCCUAGUUCACCUCCGACAUGCCUGUAUCUUGCUAUAUCAUAAGGUCAAAUCCCAGGGCCAGACGGUCCAGCGUCCCCGAAUCCCCCAGGCGGAUCCCGUCUACUUUCAACGCGAGUAUGAACGACGCAAACUGGCAGCUGUUCCGGCUGGUCAACGGCCUAUGGGAGAUAGAACACUCGGAGACAGCUCUUUUCACCGACAGAUGCCAUCUACCGAGCAUACCACACUAGCAAUAUCUCGUCCUGAUACCCGCCAUCGACCCUCAGUUCUCACAGACAUUCCCCCGCCUAACCUGUCACCCAACUCCGCCCUGAUAGCACCCAAAAGUGCCGGCCUUGUCACUGCGCAUUCCCCGGCAUCAGACAUGGAGAUACGCCGAACAAUAUCUGCUCCUCCGCACACAGAGACCGGCGUCAUCGUCGAGGAUACAUCUUUCCCCUACACCACCCAGAACUGCCAGGUUCCCAGCCUCCACCAGGCGUCAGAGUCGCCCACUUCGCCGUCUAGGCCGAUCCCCUUAUCGCCACCUGUUUCUGAUGCCAGGGCCGGAUCCGGGCCAGCGACAGUUGGCACUCAUCCUUCCACUGGUGGACAGCACUUUGAGGAUAGCGAUACGGAGACUCUGAUGCCCACGGACGCAGACAUCGUGCAACAUGCCGAAAGUACACCGAGAGUCCCAACCCAGGGCUCGGGGCUCGUACCUGUGGCAACGCGAGCCUCAGUCUCAGACACAGAUCCCUCGUUUCAGCGGAGUUCAUCCAGUACCACUGAUUCAACCAUAAGUACCGCUGCCACCACAUCUACCACUACGACCACUGCCACCGCCACUACGGACGUAGCCGAUAUCACACCUCCUCCUACCGCCCCUAAUUCCAAUACCAUCACCAGCACCAACACCAAUCCAAAUUCCCAUUCCAAAGCACAGUUGUCACGAGUGCAAACCUUGGUGAUGAAGUUUGCGAAACUCGGGUUCAACAAAAAGAAAACAUCGAGCAUUGACAGGCCCAACGUGGGCCUGGGCGUGGUGGUAGAGGCUGCCUGA
Messenger RNA from Arthroderma uncinatum, 3168 nucleotides. RefSeq lists its product as uncharacterized. Gene Ontology annotation, cellular component: membrane. Gene Ontology annotation, molecular function: transmembrane transporter activity. The record is from RefSeq and is a predicted model, not a curated record. The coding region runs from base 1 to 3168 and encodes 1055 amino acids. Gene Ontology annotation, biological process: transmembrane transport. The transcript is spliced from 12 exons. NCBI's taxonomy places the organism in Eukaryota, Fungi, Ascomycota, Eurotiomycetes, Onygenales, Arthrodermataceae.